Molecule: messenger RNA, 798 nt
Organism: Acytostelium subglobosum LB1
Lineage: Eukaryota; Evosea; Eumycetozoa; Acytosteliales; Acytosteliaceae
Exons: 2
Coding region: 1-798 (265 amino acids)
Biological process (GO): cellular respiration; ubiquinone biosynthetic process
Cellular component (GO): mitochondrion
Molecular function (GO): ubiquinone binding
Source: RefSeq, a predicted model, not a curated record
AUGAGUAUCAUCAUAGGUAGCUUAAGUAAUAAUAAUAGUAUUGGUAGGGUCACAAAUGUGAUUGCUCCACUUCUCGUCGGUCAUUUAUACAGGUACACUACUUCUAAACGUCACUAUGUUACGUGUAACAACAACAACAGCAGCAGUAGUAGUGGCAACAUUAUCAACCUGUUGCAUCAUAGACCAUUAACUCAAACAUCUACAUCGUUUGAGACAAGUCGGCAACAAUACAAACGAACAACAUCAACAUCAUCAUACCUGACAAGAAUAGACACAGACAACACUGGACAAAGACGACACUUCCUAUCAUCACUACUAUCUUCACCAACUCCUGUUAGGAAGCAAAUUACAAGAGUACUCAACUUCACACCUGAACAAGUGUUCAACAUCGUAUCGAACGUUCAAUCGUAUAGGGAGUUCUUGCCAUUCUGCUUGGACUCGCGUAUUACACGAGUUGUAAACCCUGCUUCAUGCUUUGAAGCACAGUUGACAGUGGGCAGUGGCAACAUCAAGGAGGCAUACACGUCACGCGUCGAGUUUAUGAAUCCAAGCUUCAUACAGGCGUCGGCCGUCAACUCUGAACUGUUCAUGCAUCUGGUGUCGCAGUGGCGGUUCAGGGCCGGCCCCACGCCCAACACCUGCACGGCCGAGUGCUCCCUCGACUACCAAUUCAAGUCCAGCUUCUACGCCGCCUUCAUGGAUCAAUUCUUUGCCUCAUCACUUGACACCAUGGUCGACGCCUUUGAGCGAAGGUGUACACAAGUCUACAAACAUGGCAACAGGCCGACCCUCUACUGA